Messenger RNA from Dipodomys ordii (Ord's kangaroo rat), 353 nucleotides. RefSeq names its product solute carrier family 22 member 9-like. The record is from RefSeq and is a predicted model, not a curated record. Lineage: Eukaryota; Metazoa; Chordata; Mammalia; Rodentia; Heteromyidae. The annotation marks the transcript as partial. The transcript has 3 exons.
CAGCUAGAAAAGGGCUUAGAGGAACUUAGAAGAGUUGCACGUAUAAAUGGAAAGAAGAAUGCUGAGGAGACCCUGAGCAUUGAGUUUGUGAAAUCCAACCUGCAGGAGGAGUUUGAGGACGCCAAGGCAAAAAUAUCCAUUUUUCAGUUGUUCCACACACCCAGGCUGUGUAUGAGAAGCUGCUGCCUGAGUUUUAUCAAAAUGGCACUAGUCAUAGCCUUCUUCGGCCUGAUACUCAACCUGCAGCACCUGGGGAGCAACAUCUUUCUGUUCCAGAUUCUCUUUGGCCUUGUCACACUCCUCAGCAGAUUCGUUCCCUUCUUGGUAUUGAAUUAUCUGGGCUGAAAACAAAG